Callorhinchus milii (elephant shark) is the source of this 1839-nucleotide messenger RNA. RefSeq lists its product as uncharacterized. Lineage: Eukaryota; Metazoa; Chordata; Chondrichthyes; Chimaeriformes; Callorhinchidae. Gene Ontology annotation, molecular function: metalloendopeptidase activity; zinc ion binding. Bases 1 to 1839 code for a protein of 612 amino acids. Gene Ontology annotation, biological process: proteolysis. The transcript has 9 exons. The record is from RefSeq and is a predicted model, not a curated record.
AUGGAUGUGAGCAGCAGCUGUUGGUUCGAGACAGACCUCAAAAGUCCAGCUCGGCUGUCAGCCAGAUGUCUACAACUGUGCCGGCUACGGCAAUUCAUUGUAUCAUUGGAACCAGGAGGACACAGCGAGGCUAAGAUCAGGACAAGCAGCCUUGGUUUGGACGCCUUGCGAGCCAACAAGACGCUGACGGCAGAGGAAGUGAUCGUCAGACUUAGCCAACGUAUUUUUCGACAUGAAAAGCCUUGGCGAGGGUUCCUGAUCGAAGGCGACAUCGUCAAACCCUUGCAAAGGAAUACAAUACUCUCUGAGCCCAGGACGUGGGAGAAGUCAGCAGAUGGAACAGUGAAAAUCCCCUAUGAAAUCUCCCAGCAGUACGAUGAGGAGACUCGGAGCUCCAUCAGCCAGGGCUUCGGGGACUUUGAGAAAUUCACGUGUGUUCGGUUUGUGCCUCGCAGCGACGAGGAGGACUUCAUCUCCAUUCAGCCACUGCAAGGGUGUUACUCAUCUGUGGGCCGAGUUGGCGGGAUGCAGCUCCUGUCACUGAAACGUCAGUGUCUGAAGAAGGGGAAAGGGGUUGUUGAACACGAACUGAUGCACUCGCUUGGUUUCUGGCACGAGCACACAAGGAGUGACCGGGACAAGUUCAUCAAGAUCGAGUGGAAAAAUGUCUGGCCCGGUUAUGAACACAACUUCUUGAAGAAACCCACCAAUAAUCUGAAGUCGAAAUAUGAUUAUGGCUCCAUCUUGCACUACAGCAGAUCUGCAUUCUCCAAGAACGGGCACCCCACCCUGAAGCCACUGCUGGACACGCACGCCAUAAUAGGGCAACGGAUCCGACUGAGUGAGAUGGACCUGCUGAAGGUCAACAGGCUUUACAACUGCACAGCAGAUGAUCUGUUCCUGAAUGAUGACAGUUCUCAGCUUGAAAAUGAACAAAGCAAAGAGACUGGUGAAAUGGUGAAAACGCACUCUACUAUCCAGACCCCAACAAACCAGACGUCAGCAGAUCUAGUUACCCCUUCAGUUCAUCAGCAAAGUCAAAUUACCACUGGAGCUCCUGAAAGUUUUGGUGCUACUAUCUCCACAGUAGCUGAGACCUCAGUGACCUGGGAAAACCUGAGCAGCCCUGCCUCAGACAACACCUCCUCUGUGUCUUUAUUCAUGCAGCCCACACUUGAGGUUUCUGGCCACCAAUCCGACCUGCAACUUGGGACCCUCGUUCCAAUGAGAUUUCCUGAUCCUCUGUUGAUUCCAACACAGGUCCCGUUAGUACAAUCAGAACUUGCUUCUGUGGCUGUGAUGAAGAGACUCACAACAGACCUGGUGACCCAACAAUCACUUACACAGACGACAGCUCUAUCUCUGGGGCAGAAAAAGGCACUAAUGCCAGAGAGUAAGAGACCUACAACUUGCUCCAAGGUACUGGUGAGAGAGCUGGUGACAGAGGCACUAGUGAUGCCCUCACAAAGUCACAAAGCUACCAGCUGGGCUGAAGUUCUACCUGGGCAUCUUCGCAUCCUCACACACAGCCAGGCUGAAGUGCCAACCUCCUCUCCCUCUACCACGAUCGAGUCACCUACUGUCUUAACUGCAAAGAAUCAUCAAUCUGUUAGCCUUAGCCACAGCAAACAGCCAGCCACGCAUCUCCAGGCAUUGGGUGGAGUAUCAGCCACACCAAUCCUCAGAGAUGACAACCAGACGAGGAUGUUAACUCUGUCUCCUCCCACCCCAACACAGCACACAAACACUCAGCCACUGCUGAUACAUUCACAAACUUCUGAAUAUGCCCAGAGUGAAUUGAUGCCAACUGUUCCUUCAGCCAUCCCAGCAGCGGAAUGA